GAGCCGGGGACAGAGCCGGGCUGCAGGCACCUCCACCACGGGCCGUGGGAAAUGGAGCUGGGAUGGGUCCUGCCAGGGCCAGCCCUGACCCCACAUCCUUCCUGACGAAUGUGGGAGGAGCAGCGAGGCUGAAAAUAAAACCGAAAAGCAGUACAGAGUCCAGGAAACCCCCGAAUGUGUUUGUCCGCUUCAUUAAGCCGGGGUUAAUUUCCAAAUUCCAGUGGAAGUGUUGCGGUCUGGGACCGGGGGGAGGUGUUGCGGGAGAUCCUGGAAAAGCUCUGGAGUCGGAGGAGCUGCAGGACAUCUCCAAAAGUGCGAGUCGUGCCGCGAUGUGCAUCUCCACGAGGAAGCCACCAUCCCCACCAACCCGGCACCCUCACAGGGUUGCCACUCUCCCCGCUGGGCUGGCAUCCUCGUAGGGAUACAGCCAUCCCUGCCAACCCAGGCUCCUCACCGGGGUGCCGCUGUGCCCACCGAUCCAGCAUCCUCGCGGGGACGCAGCCACCAUCUCCACCAAGCCGGCAUCUCCCCAGAGAUGCCACCACCCUGGUGAGUCAGGCCGGGCUUCCUCUCCCCAGCUGGUGGCCGGCAGCGUGGUGAUGGCAUUCGAGGAGGUCUGCCCCGAGCGCAUCGACCUCAUCCACAAGAACUACCGCAAGCUCUGCAACCUGCUCAUCGAUGUGGAGGAGUGGGGGCAGGUGGUCAUCAUCAACAUGCUGACCCGCUACGCACGCACCCAGUUCCUCAGCCCCAACCAGAAUGAGUCCUUGCUGGAGGAGAGCGCCGAGAAGGCUUUCUACGGCUCUGAGGAGGAGGAUGCCAAGGACGCCAAGGCGGAGGCGGCCUCGUUGGCCAAGCGCAAGCCCUACGUCAUGGACCCCGACCACCGCCUGCUCCUGCGCAACACCAAGCCCCUGCUGCAGAGCCGCAACGCCGCGGUGAGGCCCCUGCCCCAGCCCUGUCCAGCCCCGGAGGCCACCAGUGGUGCCCGUCAGACGGGGCUCGUGAUGUCCCCGCUGGCCAAGGAGCCACCGGGGUGCUCGAGGGACUCCCAGGGCUUGGCGUCCCCAGGGAUGGGCUUCCUCUAGGUGCUGCUGAGCGGGACGUGAUGGGGGACACAGCCAUCUCCCAGGCAGUUCCCAUGCUCGCCGGGAGGUGACUGGGUGUCUCUCCGCAGGUGGGAACGGAUGUGGCGCAGCUCUACUUCCACCUGACAGCCCGGACUCCUAGGAGGGCCUGUGACCUUGCGGAGAGGAGCUCGUGCUGGCUGCAGCACUUGGUGAAGAACUGCAGCCCGUGGAAGGGACCCACGCUGGAGAAGUUGGUGGAGGACUGUCUCCCGUGGGUGGGGCCCCACGCUGGAGCAGGGCAAGAGCGUGAAGCAGGAAGGAGCGUGUCGUGGUUUGAGCUCAGAGGGCAACUGAGCACCACGCAGCCACUCACUCCUUCUUUCCAUCCAGCCCUGAGAAGGAGAAAGUGAGCUACGCUUGGGAUUUGAGACAGGACAUGGAGGGGAAACUCACCCCUUAUGGUCUUGGGCAAAAUGCAGACUCGUUAGGGGAAGAAAAAAGAGCAGAGAUUUAUUACAGAGGCAAACAACAACGCUUAACUGAGCAGGACAGUGAGAAGCAUUGCCAGAUGUUGAGAAGACCUUCCCCCCAGCCCUCCCUUCUUCCCGGGCUCAGCUCUGCUCCCGAUAUCUCUACCUCCUCCCCCAGGAGCGCAGGGGGCAAAGAAUGGGGGGUGCAGUAAGUGGUGCCGCUACUUCCAUCUUUGGUAGGGUGAGCUUCUGGAACUUCUUCCCCCUGCUGCAGCGUGGUCCCCCUCUCACAGGAGGCAAUCCUCCACAAACUUUCUCCGACGGGAUUCCCUCCCAGGGGCUGCAGCCCUUCCCGAGCUGCUCCCCGCAUGCUGCAAUCCUCCCAGAUCCAAACUCCAAUGGCAGGGGCCGCUUCUUCCGCCCAGGAUCCCGGCCCCGCUCGGGCACAGACAACUUAACUGGGCAUAUGAGGCCCCUCACGGGCCAUAAGUCACUCUCUGCUCCCUCACAGACGUCCAUGGGUGGCAGGGGGGGCCGCCCCGCCGUCGCACCACAGGGUACAGGGGGGUCUCUGCUCCUGCACACCUCCC
Tyto alba (common barn owl) is the source of this 2130-nucleotide messenger RNA. RefSeq names its product AP-3 complex subunit beta-2-like. The coding region runs from base 600 to 1088 and encodes 162 amino acids. Gene Ontology annotation, biological process: anterograde synaptic vesicle transport; intracellular protein transport; vesicle-mediated transport. The record is from RefSeq and is a predicted model, not a curated record. NCBI's taxonomy places the organism in Eukaryota, Metazoa, Chordata, Aves, Strigiformes, Tytonidae. Gene Ontology annotation, cellular component: membrane coat. The transcript is spliced from 3 exons.